Molecule: messenger RNA, 1743 nt
Organism: Klebsormidium nitens
Lineage: Eukaryota; Viridiplantae; Streptophyta; Klebsormidiophyceae; Klebsormidiales; Klebsormidiaceae
Source: the annotation of a GenBank genome assembly
AUGCGGGACAGCACGGAAGCCACGUUGCAUAGCAUCUGCGAGCCGGACCCAGAGGCACCUCACGUGGCAGGGGGUUUCACUCCUUUCAGCAUCAGUGGGGUGCGGCCUUCAAACGACCCGCUUGAGGGUAUCGACUGCCCUUGGAAGUUCAGGAACGGGUUGUCUGAGCUGAAGCCGGCCGUACGAGCUGCGGCCUCCGAGGGUGCAACUUUUCGCAAGGCGCCUGCUCAAGGGUCAAACACGCCUCUCUUGGCGGAGGUAUUUGUGGCCAUGCGUCAGAGGUUGCCGGCAAACGUGGGGACCCCGAUCGACCUUGCGACGGAAUCCGCGAUUUGCGCCGACCCUAAGACUUGUGCGGUCUGGAUGGUCGCGCGUCGACCGUGGAUGGACGGGGUGCUGAAGGGGGGCCCUGUGGCGCCCACGGGUUGGUGCCCGACCCAUUUCAAGCCAUACACGGCCCUCCUGCACGCCCUCCUGAUACCCCGCUACAGGUGGGUGUUUGGCAACAUCUUGACGCUAAAGCUGCUUCGACACCUGUUGCUCGAGGGGCCAGUUGACGAGCGAGGACUUGCUUACCUCGCCAACAAUGGGCCGAUUCUAGCAGCCAUUCUCCGGCUGCACGCAAUUGGUGAAGUGCAAACGGGUCCUCGACUGUACGCCUUUGCAGCAGCACUGCGUCCGCUCCUUCGGGACAUCUACGCGACCAACCUCCUCUGCUUGGAACCGAGUGCCAACUGCCCUAGCGCCUCCGGUCGGUCCCCUCUGUCGACGCUCCUUGAUGCUACGGAGCAUCUGUGGGCCUUGGAGUGUGAGAGGCUUCGGUCUCUGGGCAACUCAGGAGAUCUUAGCAUGGUCUAUGCGGAACAUCGUGGAAUUGCGCUCAAGAGGGCCGCCAACGCUCUUCUCUUCGAGCUUGAGGUCAUAACUAUGGAUACCCUACGAAAGGUCUUAGCUGAUGGGAUCAGAACCGAAAGUUCCACUGAGCAGUAUCUCAAGGGGAUUCAGCUUCUAUGGAACAUGAUGUUCCAGGAUAAGAUGCCCGAAGACCCCUCGUGGAUAAAGACCAAGGCUCAGAAGAUCGUCGCAGCUGUUCUAGAGCGCUAUGAUAACCCUGGAUCCAGGCGUACUCGUUUGGCCCCUUUUCUUGCUAUUUGCCGCAAACUCGGUUAUGUGGAGGCUUAUCAAACUUAUUAUGAGCCGUUUCGGAAGGAAAACAAGGCCCUAAAGGAGUCCGCUCAACGAAAGAUUGAGACCAAGACCUUGGACGCCAGAUCAGAGAUGACCGUUGAAGAGAUCGAGACAUUCGGAAAGAAGCUCGCUCGCAAGGUCAGACAGUUGAGUCUCGAGGACAUGGAUCGAGAUCUCACUCCUAAGGAGGUGAAGCUCUGUAUGUGGCAUCUCGUCCUCGAAUGGCAUAUGCUCUUGAGUAAGGAGCAUCGUCGUCGGGUAAAAGUGCACGAGCUUCCAAUCAUGCCGAAGGGCCAACAGAUCGAGGGUGCGAGCUAUUUGCUGCAGACCUCACGACGCAAGGGAGAUUACAAACUCGUCUUCAAAGAUGGGGAUCGAAUCCCUCUAUCGAAGAUGCUGAGCAAGUAUCUUCAUCGGACCCUGCGAUUGAUACCUCGAGAUCACUUCUUGACUUCGAUCACUCAGCCGCAGACGGCUAUGUCUGCUAGUAACUGGUCCAUGUUCCUGAGCAAGAUCCAGUACAAUGGAAAGCGCUUCAAUCCAGAUCGACUCUGA